Molecule: messenger RNA, 11492 nt
Organism: Corythoichthys intestinalis (scribbled pipefish)
Lineage: Eukaryota; Metazoa; Chordata; Actinopteri; Syngnathiformes; Syngnathidae
Gene: rapgef6
Product: Rap guanine nucleotide exchange factor (GEF) 6
Exons: 26
Coding region: 4972-9864 (1630 amino acids)
Biological process (GO): small GTPase-mediated signal transduction
Molecular function (GO): protein binding; guanyl-nucleotide exchange factor activity
Source: RefSeq, a predicted model, not a curated record
CAAAACUGCUCCAAAAAGUCUCCUGUACCCGUAUUCCAAAUCCUACAGGAAAUCGGGUAUUUUGGAUCGAAUGUGAAAUUUUCAUGGGUUCACAGUAGUUUACAUUUGGAGGCUUGAAUAUGCACAAAAACUCACCAAAAUUUGCACAUACAUGCGGCUUUGGAUAACGUUCGAUAAUCUUGCAAUGUUACGAAAAAAUGUAACAAAAUGGCUCAGUGGCGCCCCCUUGAAUUUUUCAAAAAGGCCUCUCCGUUUAGGUUUUUUUAACAUAGAGUGAUGAAAUUCGGAGAGUCAAAACCUUGUGCAAAACUGCUCCAAAAAGUCUCUUGCACACACAUUCCAAAUCAUACAGGAAAACGGGUAUUUGGGAUUGAAUGUGAAAUUUUUAUCGAUUUACAGUGUGCACAUUUGAGACCUUGGCACGGAGGGAAUUAGUUUGAUCAUCCUCAAAAUUGGCGAGACUGUUCAUGAAACAAAUGAAAUCUUAAUUUAUCAAAAUGGUGUGUUUUCAUUCACGGGCCUGACCUAGGCGAGGUGCCAAAGUCGUCCAUUUUUUCGGCUAAACGCCAAAUUCGGAUAAUGACUGAUAACUCCCUCAUACAACGUUCAAUCUCUUUUAAAUCUGGCAUGUGUGUGAGGUAUCCCAGCCUGAACAGGACUGGAUUGAAAUAUUACCAAUUGUGCCUGGCGCCUCCUAGAGGGAACAGGAAAUGCACUUUUUUUACGGGACACACUCCUCCUCUAAGGGGAAAAAAAAAAAAUCAAUCAACCUCAAACCUGCAUAAGGGAAGCCUUAAGACGUGUUGAGAUGGCUGAUGAAAAUUAUUGAGGUUUGGGUAAAGCAGAAGGGUCCAAAAGGAAAGUGAUUAUGACUGUCAUCAUUUUCUCUCUCCACAUAUUUUGAACAGUGAUAACUUGGGAGAUGUAGAGGGGGGCUGUCUGCCACCACCCCGACCUGCAUGCCAUCAGAGUUUGUGUGGCGUCCGAGUUGCGCCAAACUGCGAGGGCCCGUUCAGUCCUGCUUGCAGGCCUAGUUUUUUUUUUUUUUUUUUUUUUUCAAAAAGAAAUGUCAAAAUUCUGAAUUAGUCUCAAAAUCAUGAAAUUUUAGGUGUAUCAAAUGUGAUACUUUUGGCAAUAUAGGGUUAAAUAUUCUUAUAAUUAGAAAACAAGAUUUUUUUUAACAAUACUUCAGCCCUGUUAUUUAAAAAAAUAUUUAACUCAGUUUGUUAAAAUAUUAUAUACAAUUUGUUAUAUAUUUUUUAAAAAUCCUAUAAUACCCCAAUCCAAAAAAUUGCUUAAAAGUGAUUAAUUUAGAGUUAAAACUUUUAAGAUUAUUUCUAUAUAUCUUUGUUCAUGUGUGCAAACUUGGUUGGUAGUAGUUUUUGUGUGGGGGAGGUUUUCAGUCAUGCAAAAUGACCGGAGGGUGUGUGUUGGUUAGUGGUCACAGUAGGGGGUGUUGAAGCGGGUCAGAGUGUAUUGUGUGCGUGUGUGCGUGGAAUGUAUAGACCUGGGCUGGCCAUGUGUUCCUACCCGCCUGGAGCCCACCAGCACAUCCCAGGCAGGAAAUGAGCAACGCACACACGCGCACACUCAAAGGCAGCCGACAGACAGAGCAGUAUCAAGCGGGAGGCAACACUCAGCCUCCUUCCUGCUAAACUUUUCCUGGAGUAACUUUGGAUCUUUUUUCUUCCGUCUUUGUGGAUAACAUGCUGGAUUUCCGUUCAUUUUCAUGGAAUCCCGUCAAGCGGAGCCGUAAAAUUCUCGUUUUGGCAAGCAGCUGGGGGGCCGGCGAGGCUGCGAAUGCAUCACGUUGGAACCGUCAGAAAUGAUUGUGGUAAGAGAUGAUGCCCUAACUCUUUGACUCUUUCCCUCUCUUGUUCUGCAUUCCUGACACUUUUGACGUUGCUGAAAUUCCUCCAGGAGAUACUGAUCCCAGAUUAAAAUCUACCACAUGAUUCACCCUAAAACAACAUUCCAGCCUAAUAAGAAAAUAAGAAAACGUGUCCAGGAAAGACGUCAACAGCAAAUAUCUGCAUUAAAUUUGCAGUUUAAUUUAUAAUCGGACGUUUUUCAUCUAAUUGAAGUGUUAGUUUGUCACUAGAAGACGUCCACUGCAUUUGCACUUGGAGGGCGCCGCCGUCCCAAUAGCGUACCGCACGUAACACGUUACCUUUGCUCAUUAAUAUUCAUGAUGUUAGCAACUGUUGCUGGGGGGGGUCAAACUCGCGUAUGUCCCUCAUGCUAGAUGCAUGUAAAUAGUGUAGGAAUGAGAUGUUUACUGAGCUAAACCUACCAAUUCUGUCCGAAAAUUAUGUCCCUGGUGCCAAAUUCACUGGUAAAGAUGGGGAAGAACAUACAAAUUUUUAGUUAAAGAGAUGGCUUGUGUGUCGAGGGCUGAAAAAGACAGGGAAAAAGAGCCGGCCUGAUCCAGAGGUAGCUUUUUUAUCGACACCUUUUUCUUGUGUGCAUUGCCUUACGCCACCGACAAUGACAUUCUCCUGUUUCAAGAAGCUAUCGUUUACCACCAUAUGCCCUUUCUUUCUUAUAUAUUAUAUCCUCUAGUUGUCUUAAGUCUAUGACCGUUCUUGGGGGUAAUUUAUAUUGCUAUUUUUGUGUAGUGAUCGCAAAUACUACUUAUUGACAGCCAAUGAACACUUAAUUUUUUCAUUAAUAACAAAUCUUAAUUCUAUUAAUUCAUUUACACUUCCCCCUUACUAAGGUUGUUUCUUUACAAGAGAAUAGGUUAAGCUGUUAAAUCUAGAGCGUACCUGUCCUAUAGGCAUGAACAAGCUUACUACAGAAAGAUCAAGGCCAAAGAUGGCUUAUUUAUGUAGAUAUCCGUAUUUUACAAAAAUAGACCUACACAACUGUUAUGAUAUAUAAAUAAAAUUUUAAAUUUUUUCAGGUCAUUCAUUGUCAGAAUGAAGCAUCACGGCAAAACGCCACACCAAAAAAUAAGUAAAAAUAUCAAAAUGGCUUACCUCUUCGGGGCAGGCAAUUGAUCAGGACUGUCAUCUGUCGGACUCUGGCCCCCAACAAAAUGUUUACUGCAUAUGAAGGUGAAUGGCUUCACCUUGCUGGUGUUAAACUGGUCUUUUGGACGUCCGCACAACUUGAUCCAUUGUUCACAUUUUUCCCUUCUGAAGAAAACUUACUUCAUAUGUGGAUGGUCGUAAUGGCCAGAGUAGUUUCUACAAGUUCCAUAGCAGCAGUGUUUCCUCGGCAUGUUUUUUUUUUUUUUUUAAAUAUAAAAAGAUUACCGGCACAAAACAAGCAGUACUAGCAUGGGUUGUAUGUGAGUGCGCUUCUAUGUUGACCCCCUUCAGGUUUACGAUGGCGACGUCAUACAGCCUUGCGAUCUAAAAAUAGCAUUCGUGCGGUACGCUAUUCAAAUUAAUGGACGCCUAUCGCCGUCAAUGGUAGCUAAUGAGUUGGCGGCAGGUUUUGUGUGUCAUGUUUGGUUGUGACGUGGUGCAAACACUCACAUAUAAUGAGGAAGCAGGAAGUGUGGUCACAUUGCAACCAUGCAUGUGCAGCGAGAGGGUCACAUUGUGUGUGAUUCGCGCACAUUAUCUGCAGUGUGUCCCAUGAGGCUUGUUAAAAUGACACCAUGCCCCCCCCUUUCAAAAAGGAAAAAAAAAUAAUUCCUCUAGGUUUGUAACUGAGCCAGGCCAUUAUUGCUCUUGUAUGCUUUUUAUUUUAGUGUGUUAGUCAGUAAAUCCUAGAUUUUCAUUAAAAUAGGUGUUAACUCAUUGGUUAACCUCACAGUUCAAACGAAUUGGACGUCUACUAGUGACAAACCCUUUUAAAUUCACAGCAGAAGGAUGAAGCAAGCCACAUGAUUGGAUUUCUAUCAUCGUCAAUGGAACUGAAGGAGUUAACCUAGUUGCGUUGAUAAAAGUAAUGCGCAAAGUAGAAUUUCAAAAAAUAAAAAAGUAGCAGUUAAAAUUAACUAUUGAAAAUUACGUAUUUGACAUCGCAUUAAUAAUUGUAAUUGCUCAGUUUUUAUUGCCUAAAAUGUAAUAAUAUGUACAGACUAUUAUAAAUAAAAAAUAAACGUAAUAGUAAAAACUGUAAAUAUUCUAUGUAUCAUAGUAAUAAAAAUGGGUUUUGUUAAUGGAUAUUAAAGCCAGAAUAAUUGAGAAAAAAAAACUAAAUAAAUUAUAGUAAAAAUUAAUACAGUAUCAUAGAAAAAAUAUGAUGAAUUAAAAUAAGACAAAAUGAGAUGUCAACAGAAAUAACUAAUAUCAAAGUAAACAAAAAAAUCUCUAAACCCUACAUAAAUAAUAAUGAAAGUGAAAUAAUACAACUAAAAAUAAUGGUCAAAAAGAAAAAGAAAUAAAAAACAUAGUAAUUAAUACAAUAAGAAAACACCUAUAAUGAAAAUGAAUAUAAUAAAAAUAUACUAAAAAUACUUAUAGAAUAGAACUGUAUAACUGAAAACCUAUUAUUGUACUUCAUAAAAAAAUAUAGCAAUUAUUAUGAAGAAAUAAUUAAAAUAUAAAAAAAACAAUUGUAAUAAUGAUUAAAUAAUAUACAUGAACAUGUCCAACAAAAUCCUAAUCUAACCAAGCGAGCUCUUCCUUAAACAUCCAUGAAAACAAGAUUUUAACUGCGUAUUUGAAAUUCCUCCCGCGUUGUGAAACAAUGACACCAUUGACUGACGCAACGGGGCAAGAAAACAAAUUCUUGCUGCGACAGCGGCCGACACAAAAACUCUCGGGAACUUUUCAGCAUAUCGGCGAAAUCUGCUCUUUUGUUUUUUUUUUUUUCUUGUCGCCACGACACCUCGUGAGAGGAUGUUUGCGUCGUUUCCUGGAGGAAGCGGCCUCGGCUCCAAGCCCGUGAGCCACUCGCAGGCUCGGGGACACGUCGAGCAGACGGAGCUUGGAUGUAAACGCCAGAUUUUUUCCUGAAAGUUUUGGAUUUAAUUUUGAUUUUUUUUUUUUUUUUUUACUGCCCGUGAUCCGAAUGAGUGGGUUGCGCUGGAACCGGCUUUCAGCGUUUUGGAAGAACUGGAUCUUUAACCAGGAGCCCGCCGAGGCACUGAGACAGGAUGAGGUUGAAGAUCAGAAAGUGGAUUAUGAGUUUGCAAAAGUCAAAGUCUGCAAGCGGAACUCUGAUCCAUCGCCCAGGAAUUCCUCUGCUGACAAGUCCAAAGUCCUCCAGCGUAGCCGCUCUGAAGCGACGCCAGAUGGGUCCAGUUUGCGUUCUGAGGAGGCUGCCCGCUAUGUGUUGCAGGUGGACAACGGCGGCGAAGGGGACGACGGCUUUCUGCACCGGGAUGGCUCGCAGCGACGUUCCCGCCGGCGCUUCCGCAGGAUCAACCCCAAGGGCGAGCGGGAGCUAAUCACUGACGGGCAAGAACCUUCCUCCUACAAGCUUCCAGCCGACCUCAAUAAGAUGCACUUGACGGACCACGCCCACCAGCAGGUGAUGCACGUGCCUGCCAGUCAGUCGGGCUGCAGCAUCGCCAGUGACUCGGGCAGCAGCAGCCUGUCGGACAUCUACCAGGCCACAGAAAGCGAGCUCGGCGAUGUGGACCUUUCUGGCCUUGCCGAGGCUGCCGUGGACAGCGAGGAGGAGGAAGAGGACGAAGAAGACCUGGAAAGGGCAUCUGACGCGCUGCUGGGUCGGGACCUGGUGCGUGAGUGUCUGGAGAAGGACCCGGCUGACCGAAACGACGAUGAUGUCGAGCAACUGCUGGAGUUUAUGCACCAGCUGCCAGCAUUCGCCAACAUGACCAUGUCGGUGCGCCGUGAACUGUGCGGCGUGAUGGUGUUUGAGGUGGUAGAGCAGGCAGGCACCAUCAUUCUGCAUGACAAGCAGGAGCUGGAUCAGUGGUACGUCAUCCUAAAUGGGGCGGUGGAGAUUGGGCGACCCGAGAGCCGGGCGGAAACGCUAUGCAUGGGCAAUAGCUUCGGCAUCUCUGCCUCCAUGGAAAAGCAGUACAUGAAUGGCGAAGUCCGCACCAAAGGGGACGACUGCCAGUUGGUGUGCAUCGCCCAGGAGGACUACUGGCGCAUCCUCAACCACGUGGAGAAAAACACACACAAGGUGGAAGAGGAGGGCGAGAUAGUCAUGGUGAAGGAGCACCGCGAGCUAGACCGGAGCGGCACCCGCAAGGGGCACAUCGUCAUCAAGGGGACCCCCGAGCGUCUAAUUAUGCACCUGGUGGAAGAGCCUUCGGUGGUGGAUCCGACUUACAUUGAAGACUUCCUGCUCACCUACCGAACCUUCGUGUCCAGCCCCAUGGAGGUGGGCAAGAAGCUGCUGGACUGGUUCCAGAUGGACACUCUCAGAGACACGGUUACGCGUAUUGUGCUUCUGUGGGUAAACAACCACUUCAACGACUUUGAGGGCGAUACGGGCAUGACACGCUUCUUGGAAGACUUUGAAAAGCUGCUGGAAGCCACGAAAAUGAAAGGUCACCUGCGGCUGCUUAACAUCGCGUGCGCUGCCAAGGCUAAGUGGCGGCAGAUCACGCUGCAGAAGGCGUCGCGUGAGUCGCCGCUCUACUUCAGCGUGCAGGGCGGGAGCGAGCGCGGCUUCGGCAUCUUCGUGGAGUCCGUGGAAGACGGCAGCAAAGCGGCCGAGGCGGGACUCAAACGCGGAGACCAGAUCAUGGAGAUCAACGGGCAGAACUUUGAGAACAUCUCCUUCUCUAAAGCUGUAGACAUCCUGAGGAACAACACGCACUUGUCACUCACGGUUAAGACCAACAUAUUCGUUUUCAAAGAGCUUCUCAGCCGGAUCUUGCAUGAGAAAAAGAACGGCGGGCCGCACAUUCCAAAAAUCCAGGAAAAGAAGGGCAACCGCUUCUCCAUCCCGGACUUACCCGGCGACAUGGAGUUUGCCACCGACCACAAGGUCACACGCAAAAUGAAGGCCAACACGGUGUCGGGCGGCCGCAACAAGAUCCGCAAAAUGCUGGAGAAGACGCGCUUCAGUAUACUGCCACCCAAACCUUUCAGUGACGGUGGAUUGGGCCAGUCGCAGGACGACAGUAUCGUGGGUACCAAACAGUGCCGGCACAGCGUAGCUAUUAUGCCCAUCCCUGGCAGUCUGUCGUCAAGCAGCCCGGACCUCCUACAGCCCGCUACCAGCGUCCUGGACUUCUCCAACCCGGCAGCACUGGGACUCUACUACAUUCCGGACCAGGUGAUCAGAGUGUUCAAGGCCGAUCAGCAGAGCUGCUACAUCAUUAUCAGCAAGGAUACCACCGCCAAGGAUGUGGUCGCCCACGCCGUUAACGAGUUUGGAUUAACGCCGGCCGCCGAGAACUACUCACUGUGCGAGGUGUCCGUCAGCCCUGAGGGCGUCAUUAAGCAACGUCGCCUGCCUGACCAGCUCUCCAAGCUAGCCGACCGCAUUCAACUUAAUGGCAGGUACUACCUGAAGAACAACAUGGAGACAGAGACGCUGUGUUCAGACGAGGACGCCCAGGACCUGCUGCGUGAAAGUCACAUUUCGCUGCUGCAGCUCAGCACCAUGGAGGUGGCCGCCCAACUCUCUAUGCGGGACUUUGAGCUCUUCCGAAACAUCGAGUCCACCGAGUACGUGGACGAUCUGUUCAAGCUGGACUCGGCGGGGGGCGGCAGCCACCUCAAACGCUUUGAGGAGGUCAUCAACCAGGAGACCUUCUGGGUGGCCACCGAGAUCCUCAAAGAACCAAACGCCCUUAAGAGGAUGAAGACCGUCAAGCACUUUGUUAAGAUUGCCCUGCACUGCCAAGAGUGCAAGAACUUUAACUCCAUGUUUGCUAUUAUCAGUGGUCUAAACUUGGCCCCGGUGGCUCGCCUGCGCAGCUCGUGGGAGAAGUUACCCAGCAAGUACGACAAACUUUUCGGGGACCUCCAGGACGUAUUCGAUCCAUCGCGGAACAUGGCCAAGUACCGAAAUAUCCUGAGCGGCCAGAGCAUGCAGCCGCCCGUCAUCCCUCUCUUUCCCGUGGUCAAGAAAGACCUUACGUUCCUGCAUGAAGGCAACGACUCAACAGUGGACGGUCUCGUCAAUUUUGAGAAGCUGCGGAUGAUCGCCAAGGAGAUCCGCCAUGUAGUCCGAAUGACAUCGGCCCACAUGGACCCUGCUCUGAUGUUCCGACAACGGAAGAAGAGGUGGAAGAGUUUAGGGUCCUUGAGUCAAGGAAGCACCAACUCCAAUAUGCUAGACGUGCAGGGCGGCGGGCACAAGAAGCGUGUGCGGCGCAGCUCGCUGCUCAACGCCAAGAAGCUGUAUGAAGAUGCACAGAUGGCGCGUAAGGUCAAGCAGUACCUGUCCAACCUGGCAGUAGAAACGGACGAGGACAAGCACCAGAUCAUGUCACUGCAGUGCGAGCCUGCCUACACUACCAUUUCAAAGAACUUGAGUGACCGGCGAUCCAACAAGUCUGACAUGUCGCCCGUCUCGCUACGGUCGGCGCUGCCUUCGGGGAAGACCCAGAACCGGGUGUCGCAGGUGCUGCAGGUGCAGGUGCCGCUCAACCCGCUACGAAAGAAGAGCACGGCCAAAGACGUGGGCCCGCCCAACUUCAGCUCGCCUCAGGUAGUGAAAAAGCCCCCUUCUGGCUCGGCGGACGAGUGGACCUCCAAGAGGUCCUCGGAAGACACCAUUUCCACAGUCUCAUCCCUGCACUCCAGCCCCACGGUGUCACCGCAGGGCUCGCCACGCAAAGGUCCAUCUGCCAAAACCCAAACCUCCUCGGGCCAGAUGAACCUGUCAGGCUCCUCCUCGUCACUGACCAGUGAUGCGAGCACCAAAACGAGCACUAUCAGCCUGCGAAGUUACGGCAUAGGUUAUGCUUUGCUUCCCCCGGGCAAAGCGGACAACCUGUCCGAUUCCAGUCACAGCGAGAUCUCGUCUCGCUCCAGCAUCUGCUCCGUGGACUCUGUGCCCGCCCCGGGUCUGGAGGAGCGUUCUAACAGCGUCGGCGCCAGGACGUCUAUUGCGUCCGCCACCGCCGCCCCCUCAGUGCCGGCUGGCGUGCCGACGCCAGAGAGUGCGGCGGCCACACACUUGAAUGUUGACUACAGCCAACCCAGCACAAGCUCCCUGGCUUCUGCGGCAGCAGCAGUGGCGGCAUCGAGGGGUUACACAUCACGAGGCUCCACAUUCACGUCGUCCGUCUCCACGGAGGAGCUGACGCCUGACCUGGCCUGUCUGGACUAUGUGGCCGACAGCGGGCGCGGCAGCUGGACGUCCUGCUCCUCCAAUUCCCACGACUCUUUCCAGAGCCUGCCCGCCUCUUCUUGUCGACCAUGGGACCAUGGCAUUCACGGGCACCCUCUCAGUCACCGGCUGGCAGGCGCCACCAUCGCCGAGGCGGGCGCACGUGACUCGAGGCUGGCCGAGCAGUCACGGCAGAGCUGGGCGUCUUCGGGCUCUUUGUCUGACACGUACGAGGGAAAUUACGGCACGGUCAAGAGAAGGAACGGCGCCGAGCAGCAAAGGCCGUCUCCCGGAUGUGCCUCCUCUGCCUCGCCGACCAACGACGAUGGAAUGCAGACUACAGACCCCGCCUACAAAACGGUGACAUCCAGCACAGAAAAAGGUCUCAUAGUGUACUGCAUCACCUCCCCCGCCAAGGACGAGCGUUACCGAGCCCCUCCUCCCACCCCUCCAGGCUACCAGGGUCUGGCCCUGGGGGAUGUCAAAGACGCAAUGGCGCCGGUGUCGGCGGGGCCGUCCGUAAGGCCUCCCCACCUCAGACCUCCCGACUACAGCGUGGCCAUGCAGAGAAGCAAACUCCUGCAGAGCCCCGGAGCUGCCGGUAGCCUAGCGGAGGCACGCAGGCUCGCCGGCAGCCGUUUGGGAACGCGCGACACUGCCGACAGCGAGGAAGAUGAACAAGUAUCCGCCGUGUAGACGUGUGGAUCUUCGCAUUAUGGACUGCGGCCCGACAGUUUUGGCCACUCCCGGGAACUCGUGCCUGCUUCACUUGAAAAAAAGACACUUUUUAAAUACUCCUGACCUGGAAAAAAACAACAACUUUUUUUUUAAACUCAAUUUUAAUUUUGCACCACGUUUCUUCGAGACAAGAUGGCCGACAGAAGGCUCACACAGCGCCCCCAAAAUUGGUGCCUGCUUCGUGGGAAUAUAAGAACCUUAACUUCAGACCGGGAAAGGUGGAAACAAAACAAGGUUUUGCCACUUUUAAAGCUUUUGACUUUUUUAAGAGACAUUUGAACUUUGCACCACGUUUUCCUCAGGCUGACUUGUGGAGCACUUACUGUUCUUGGAGGAAACAAAAAUGGCCGCCUCCUGAAGCUAGCUAGUUGAGCAGCGCGCUACCUCCUGGACCUUUUUUGGGUAACUCCUCUGAAAAUGAUUUUACAUUUUUGGAAAGGCAAAACAAUUUAAACAGGGAAGGGCGUUUACGGUGUUGAUUUGACGAGAGCCCGAGCCGCUCCCCCUCAAAUUUACAUGGCAGCCAAACAGGAAGUGCAUCUACACUCCAGUGUUCUCUCGUACAGAAAGGAUUGGUCUUUCUGAUAUCCGCUCCUUUCGCAACUUUAGGAAGACUUGAAAUGCUAAAAUGUUUGCAUUUGUAUAAAUACAUGAAUGGAAGCGUAUAAAAAUGUUAUUUUUGAUGUUGGUUUUGCCAUAAAUUAAUAAGGAUGUAUAAAUGAGACUGGAAUAUUUUGUUACUCAAAAAAAGUUUUAUUUUCUUUGUUAGCUCCUUGCCUGCGCUUCUUGUAGUCAUGUAGACCCUGCUGUGUGUGCGUGUGAGUGUGCGUGUGGUGAGGAUAUUUUACUUUCUGUAUUUAUCUCAUAUAAGACCCCCACCUUGCCUAAUUCGCUGGGUCUCAGGCCCCAUUUUGGGUCUGUUGUCCCAUUUUUUUAGCACUCCAACACCAUCAUGUUUCUAGUCGCCUCAAUGGGUGUUUUUAUGUCACCUACACUCCUCACGAAUCUCCCUUGAAUUUUAGGUCAACUGGAUCUAGGUUGGACUGAACUGCCAUUUUGACACUUUGUUCUGUUUUUGCACAACUUCUUUCAUCACGUUGUAAACCGCGUGUCAGUAUUAACCCUCCUCAGGUGUGAAGUGGUUUUAUAUAAAGUUCAUAAGUUUUAAACCGCCAUUUAGUUCUUCCCCCAAACAAGCCCUCCAUCACCCCCACACUCCCCUUUUAGGACGCAAUAAGCGAUGUGAAUGAAAAGCGAUGAUGACGACGAUGCCCAACAAGCUGUAAAAGUGAGUGGUGGCUGCACAAAUAACGUCCCGUACGGUGUAUGUAGAAGUGGCACUCGUCCUGUUGUUGUUUUUUUUUUCUUUUUUUUUUAUGUCUUUUACAAAGACGACUCCAUUUUGGCCUCGUAUGCUUUGUAUAUGUAUAUUUUUUACAGGUGGAUUGUACAUAAUUGUUCUAUUUUUGUUUAAGAGGAUGUGUAAUAUGGAUUUAAAACAAAGAACAAAAAGAAAAGGACAUUUCCUUUAAAGUCUACUGAUAAGAAUUUGGACAAUGAAUAAAAAUCUGAAAUGGAAGCUUGGA